AUGACUGUCGACGAGCUCAAUGCGCAUCCUACACCCGAAUCCAACAGCGAAAACAAAGCGCCGUCGCGAAGCACGCGUGGAGCUGCACAAACGAAGAAAACGGCCUCCGCGACCAAGGCGACUGCGAAGGGCAGAUCAUCGACGCGUCCAACGAGCGGCACUAGUGCGGUAGCCAUGAAGAAGAGCGCGACAGCAGGCGCGAAAAAGGUAGCGGCAAAGGGUGGUCGCAAGGCGCCAGCGGAGCCUGCUGAAGCCAUUCAGAGCGAUAUGGACGAGACGGAAGAGCUAGAAGAGCAAGAGGCGGUUGCGCAGCCCAAACCAGCCAAGAGAGGUAGACCAGCGAAGAAGGCGCAGGAGGAGGUCGAGGUCGAAGAGGCGGCACCCGCAAAGAGAGGGCGCAAGGCUGUCGCGAAAGAAGAGCCUGCGAAGAAGGAGACCAAGGCGAAGCCUACGACGAAGUCAAGAGGGACGAAACGCGCAGCUGAGCCCGAGACCGAGCCUGAGCAGAUGACAAUCCCUGAGACACAACAAGAGCCAGACGCAGACGCAAUGGAUGUGGAAGAAUCAGUCGAAGUCGAAGUCGACGAAAUACCCGAAAGCAUGCCGCCACCACACGUGCGACCCUCCGCGCGUCGAGCCCAACCGAACAGCAGGGCGCGACGAACAUCAGCUGGAGUGAGACGAACAGGAAGUGUGUCAGACUCUGAGCGGGACCCUGCCAUGCGAAGGAAAGUCGGUGACCUAACAAAGAAACUCGACGCCAUGACAGCCAAGUACGAGACGCUCAAGGAGUCUGCUUCGUCAGGAAAGGAGUCGAACUUUGAACAGCUUAAGAAGCGGACAGACCAGAUCGCAAAAGACCAAGACGCAGCCAUCAAAGCCCUUCAGCAACAAAUAUCUGAUUUCCAAUCACGCACCUCGGACCUCGCAUCGAUAAAGAAAGAGCUGGCAGCAGUCUCCAAGGAGUCAGCGCGUCUCGCUGCCGAAAACAAGAAACUCGCCGACUCGCUCACAUCGGCACAGGGCGAGAGCAAGGCAUUGUCGAGCAAGCUCGCAGCAGCCCGAUCAGCGCAGCCAGAGACCAAGAAUGUGCCGGGAAGCGCGGUGAAAGCUAGGACAACCGGCGUCGUUUUGCCAGGCACUGUUGAAGCAGCCAAGGAAGCGACACUCGCAAAGCAGAAGGUCGAUUUUUACAGCGAUCUUACAGACCUCGUUGUUCUUGGUGUGAAGAGAUCCGAAGACGAGGAAGACGUUUACGAUUGUCUACAAACAGGGCGUAACGGCACACUGCAUUUCCACCUCACAGUAGCCUCCAGCGGUACAUCCUACGAAGACGCAGAAUUCAUCUACCAGCCUUUGCUUCACGAACAAAGAGACAAGGAGCUUUUGGAUCUACUGCCCGAUUAUCUCACAGAAGAGAUUUGCUUCCCGAGGGCGCAAGCGCCCAAAUUCUAUAGUAAGGUUGUGGAUAGUAUGAGCAAGAAGAUCAUCCUGGAAGAGGACCAGGACUAG
Molecule: messenger RNA, 1512 nt
Organism: Alternaria alternata
Lineage: Eukaryota; Fungi; Ascomycota; Dothideomycetes; Pleosporales; Pleosporaceae
Exons: 3
Coding region: 1-1512 (503 amino acids)
Biological process (GO): meiotic sister chromatid segregation; homologous chromosome segregation; attachment of mitotic spindle microtubules to kinetochore
Cellular component (GO): mitotic spindle; chromosome, centromeric core domain; monopolin complex
Molecular function (GO): protein binding; microtubule site clamp
Source: RefSeq, a predicted model, not a curated record